AUGGCAAAGAAGAGACGGAGAGUUCCGGAGGUACUAUGGCGACUAUUCCACAACCGAGCUCGUACACUGGCGGAGACGAUCUUGUCAUUGAUACCACCACCUCCGGCAACGGCAGCAGGGUGCAGGUGUAAGGGGCGGCGGUGCCUCAGUUGCAGCGGCGAUGACGCUAUGUCCUUUCUCCUCAGAUCUAACGACCCUCCUGACUACCGCAAGCUCCUCACUAAAGCUUUCGUCGUUGUUUCAGAAAAUGCCCCUCCCAUGCCUAUCUUAGAUCCUCAAUGCCGCUGGUCGCAACUCGAGAUCGUUACAAGAACAAUCGAAAUGAUAUCAUAUGAACAGACCUCUUCCAAGAAUAUAAUCUGCUGUAGUUAUGAUAAACACAACCGCUCAGGUUCUGUUGUUGAUAUUUUAACGUCCUCGGCAUGGAGUCACCUCCUAACGAGAGUUGGGGAUACUCUCAUGGUGUAUUUACUGAAAUAUACUUCAGUCUUUUUGCCCCUUCCCAGAAAGAAGCACCAUCAGGUAGCAGGUUUCCCUAUCAGUGAUUUGUGCCUUAAAAUCCCAAGGCACAUGCCUGACUCUGAAAUCCAGCACCAUUCUCUUGAUCAUAAUGUAUUAAGGAAGAAGAGGAAUAAAGUUGGAGUUGCCUCAAUGUCUGAAAAACAGCUAAGCACAUGGUCUUUGGACAGCGAGGCUUCUUCAAACUACAAUAAGUUCGUUGGGCGUAAUGGCACUAAGGAUGUUAGUAAUGAAGUGUUUUCAAAUGAAAAAGGCAAGGAAAGCUCAAACCAAAAUAUUGCAUUGCCUGGAAAGCGGAAAAGGCUGUUCCGUUGGCAGCGUCAGAGAAAGCGGAGGCAGUUAACUGGUCAAGGAACGUUUUCUUUGAUCUCCUGUACAGAAAGUUUCAAUAACAACAAUAACUUUUCUAGUGAGUCUAGAGAGAAACCUAGCCUCUGCACAGGUUCAGGUCUUAGCAAUGGACAGACAGUAUCAUGCUUCUCUUGUUGUUCUGUCUUUCAAAAUCUGCCGAAGAUCAUAAAGAAAGUUCAGGUCAAUAGGAAAAGUCUCUUCUACAGGCUGGAGAGUUCUUCAAUGUUCCCAAGGAAACACAUUCUGCAUUCUGUGAAGCCCAAUGAUUCUGGAGCAAUUUCUCUCUUCAAGAAUAUCUUUGGAACAUUUGAUGUUGAUAUGAAUCCUCAGUCAAUGCUAGGUUUUCAUGGAAAAAGCUGUUGUCUCAGCAGAUCCACAUGUUUAUGUAACUCCCUUGUUAAACUGCUUAAAACUCUGAUACGUAAGGCUAAACGUUGCCAGUAUCUGAGGAUUUUGGACAAACACUGUUCACUGCCAUACUUGGACCAAGAUGCAAAUGAAAGUGGCUGUUCUCUGUUUGAGGGUAAUGAUUCUGGGAUAAGCUUUUCUACGAAGGAAAGCUACGAGGCUCAGCUUGAAAAGAAAUCAUGUCAUGUUUCUGAUACCAGAAGUUGCAAGUUGAUAUCAGAAGUCACUGACUAUAAUUUUGAGCCAAAUAAGAGUUAUUGUCUCAAGAAACAGGUAGUAUCAUUUAUAUGGGCAGUUUGUAGGAGCAUAGUUCCUUCAGAUUUGCUAGGAAUGCCUUCUAAUUGGAGAAUUCUAAGGAAGAAUAUCUCAAAGUUCAUUCAGCUGCGAAGAUUUGAGAAGUUCUCACUCAACCAAUGUAUGCAUAAAUUGAAAACAUCAAAGUUUCCUUUACUAUCAAACAAGCCUUGCCAAUUGACCAGUGAUGUGGCAAAAUACUCAGGAGGAAACUGUGGGGAUAUGCAUAAGAAAUGCAGUGAACUUAAUGCCACAGAUAUUAUUAAACAUAAAAUUAUCGAAUGCUGGAUUUUUUGGUUUUUUGCUAGUCUAGUAUCGCCAUUAGUUCAAGCCAACUUUUACGUUACAGAAAGUGAGCAUGAGAAACAAGAGGUAUUUUAUUAUCGGAAGCCCACCUGGAAGAAACUGAUGAGAGAAUCAGUUACAUGCAUGAAGGGUAAGAACUAUCGCCAAUUAAAUCAUGCAUCUGUUAGACAAAUCAUAAGGAAAAGAUCAUUUGGUUUCUCGCGGGCCAGAUUUCUUCCCAAGGAACAUGGGGUCAGAUUGCUGGCAAAUCUUAAAGCUUCAUCAAGGAUGCCUGUGAACCUACUCUCUUCUAGAGUUCUAUCUAAUGGACAUUUGCAGAGGAAAGCAUCUCGCGUUCCUAGAAAUGUCAAAUAUAACUAUUUCAAGUCUGUAAAUAGUGUCCUUCGUGAUCUGCAUGUCAUUCUGAAAGGUAUACAGACAAAAGAACAAGAGAAGUUGGGUUCAUCGGUAUGGAGUGGAAAAAUAAGUAAGGAAAAAGUUCAUUUUAAUCUCAACGAGCAUAUAAAGCGUAAUGUGCUGCAAUUAGAUGACAACUUUUACCAGCAAUGCAUUGGUAUACCUCAAGGAAGUGUGUUGUCAUCUCUGCUCUGCUCUUUUUACUAUGGACACAUGGAGAGAAAUGUAAUCUUUCCAUUUCUUGAGAAAUCUUGGGAGCCUGAGACCAUGCACUUUUCAGGAAAACACGAUUCUCGUGGUGCUUCAGCUUCAGCUUCAGGAAGCAAAUGCGAAAUAGAAAUGAUUGCAUGUGCUUCUAAAUAUCUCCUGCUCAGGUUUAUUGAUGACUUCUUCUUUGUAUCAACUUCAAAAAAGCAGUCUGCUAUGUUAUUCAGCCGGUUGCAUAGAGGAAUCCGUGAAUAUAACUGCUACAUGAAUGAGGAGAAAUAUGGUUUAAAUUUUACUGUGAACAGUUUAGGUCCUUUAGGAUUACGGUCAGACAGAUUAUAUGUAGGUAAAGAUGGCAUCUCAUUUCUUCGUUGGAGUGGACUGCUUGUCAAUUGCUGUACAUUGGAAAUUCAGGCAGACUACACAAGGUACAUGAACUCCCAUUUAAGUUCUUCUCUGACAGUCAGCUGGGACGGUAAAGUAGGACGUCAUUUGAAGGCAAAGCUGUGUGAUUAUCUCCGGCCUAAAUGUCAUCCUAUAUUCUAUGAUUCUAACAUCAAUUCGGCAGCUGUGGUCCGACUCAAUAUUUAUCAAGCCUUCUUGCUUUGUGCCAUGAAGUUCCACUGCUAUGUCACCAACUUGUCUCCCACGUUUAGAUUCAGCCCUACAUUCUUUAUAAAUGCUGUCGACACGUCUUUGAGGUAG
Messenger RNA from Fraxinus pennsylvanica, 3186 nucleotides. The record is from the annotation of a GenBank genome assembly. NCBI's taxonomy places the organism in Eukaryota, Viridiplantae, Streptophyta, Magnoliopsida, Lamiales, Oleaceae.